Trichoderma citrinoviride is the source of this 522-nucleotide messenger RNA. RefSeq lists its product as hypothetical. The record is from RefSeq and is a predicted model, not a curated record. The coding region runs from base 1 to 522 and encodes 173 amino acids. The transcript is spliced from 2 exons. Lineage: Eukaryota; Fungi; Ascomycota; Sordariomycetes; Hypocreales; Hypocreaceae.
AUGUCUCACGAGAAGCUGCAAACCCCCGCUGCUUCCUCUCCCGCCACCAGCCACUCUGUCUCCCUGAUUCUCUCGGAUGUCCUGCCACCCAACCCCGGGAGCUGGAAACAUGCUGUGGUGUCUCUCUCCUCACGCAAACAGGAGCACAUCAUGGAUGGUCUAGGGCGCUUACACUCUGAGGAGUCUCGGUUCUCUACCUGGUCUGUCAUCGGGGAGGCGGUUUCGAGGGCUCUGCUUUCCGAGUCGGCCGGUUUAUAUCUGCAAUCGGCCAUGAAGCUUCAUCACAAGGAUUUCCUGCUCUUCACCCGUACAGCAGCCACAGGGGACGACGCAACAGCCGGAAUCCUCGAGGUCGAUUUUGUGCAGAAGAUCAAGGGUGCUGAGUGGCAGGGUCAUUGGCAGGAAGCGCGCCCUACAUUGGCCCACUUUGUAAGGAACUCGCUGGAGCAGUUUCACAUGUUGGACAAAUCCAGAAACGAAGAUGCUACGCAGUCGGUACAAACAGACAAGGAGAAAGGCUAA